This is a messenger RNA of Cucumis sativus (cucumber), 1221 nucleotides long. Its product is annotated as transcription factor bHLH153. Bases 317 to 820 code for a protein of 167 amino acids. The record is from RefSeq and is a predicted model, not a curated record. Gene Ontology annotation, biological process: regulation of transcription by RNA polymerase II. Gene Ontology annotation, cellular component: nucleus. The transcript is spliced from 6 exons. Gene Ontology annotation, molecular function: DNA-binding transcription factor activity, RNA polymerase II-specific; RNA polymerase II cis-regulatory region sequence-specific DNA binding; protein dimerization activity. Lineage: Eukaryota; Viridiplantae; Streptophyta; Magnoliopsida; Cucurbitales; Cucurbitaceae.
CACUCCCCUCUUCUCCCCUUUCCCACUAGAGUUUGAAACUCUCUUCUUUCCCUCUCUUACAAAAACCUCAAUCAUCCUCCAUUUCUUUUAAUUCCUUCUUCUUUAAUCCAUCCAUUUCAACUCUAUUUCUCUUCUAGACCUUCAUCUUCCAUUGCUACACAGAUUUAUUUCUUCUUCCAUCUCCAAAUUAUCGAUUAACCACCACAAAACGCGCUCCUCUUCUUCGAUUCUUCAAUUCUACUCUUCUACUACUCUUUACACCUUCCCUUGUUGUUUCCAGUGAUCGGAUUUUUCCUCUAUUAUACACUUUGUCGGGAUGAUUGCCAGCUCUCUCUGCAAUGCUUCCGCUAAAUUCCCGGCAGAGGUGAUGGAGGUUGAAACGAUGAUGGAACAGAAGAGGACUCUAUGCUCGGUUGAUGAGAGCGCUCUUACUUCACUUACACCCAAACGGCACAAGACUGAUUUCUCUAUCUCCUCUAAGGAGAGGAAAGACAAACUGGGUGAACGAAUUAUGGCCUUGCAACAACUUGUUUCACCAUACGGAAAGACAGAUACGGCAUCUGUUCUUCUGGAAGCAAUGGAAUAUAUCCAAUUCCUUCACGAGCAAGUCAAGGUGUUGAGUGCACCAUAUCUCCAAAGCACACCCACUGUUUUGUUGCAGGAGGUGGAGCCAUGCAGCCACAGCCUGAGGAGCAGAGGCCUUUGUCUUGUUCCAAUCUCGUGUACUGCUGGAGUUGCACGGAGCAACGGUGCAGAUAUUUGGGCUCCUGUGAAGACAAUUUCUCCCAAAUUUGAGAAGCACAUCUCACCAUUCAAUUGACCAUAAAAUCAGCUUAGCAGCUUCUGCAUACGGUUGCUAAAAAGAAAAGGGUAACUACUUAUCUUCAUAUCUAAUUUUACAACAAAUUUUCCCUCUGGAAGUGUAGGAAGAUGAAUAUUGGUAUCAAAUAAUUUAGGCAUGGUGGUUGGAAAAUGUAAUUCUUCUGUUGUUACAAAAAAGGAUAGGUAGAGUUAUGAAUCACCACACCAUUCUAGUUUUAUUAACUGGUGAAGAAGAAGGGUAUAGUUUAUUAUCUUUGUAGUGUAUUUUGGUGUAUUUAAAUGGUGGAAAUGUGUAUAUUGUGAACGGAAUUAUAUAUGAUGAGAUCCCAAAUCAGAAAUUCAUGGUAGAGUAGCAUUUGCUACCUGCCUAGGUAAACAGUAGCCUUUAAUUUAUGUUCA